AUGGAGUCACAAGAUCAUAAAACAUCUCUUAUUGAACUUGAGGAACAACUUCGAUCUUUGACAGAGGAAAAUCUGCAGCUGCGUGACACAAAUGAGCGCCUUUUCACCAAAGUGGGCUACCUGGAGAGCAGACUGGGCCACCUGGCUAGAUCCAAGACUGACCUGUCCUCCAGACUGGUCCAGAGUGAAGAGCAGAAACUGAAGAUUUCAAAGGAACUGGUGGAGGUAAAAAUUGAGUCGAACAAGAUGAGAGAGCAGUUUGAGGAGGAGACCUUUGAGCUGAAAAACAAGAUCCUGAACCAAGAUGGUGUGAUAACAGAGCUUGAGAUGGAGCGGGACAAACUGCGCAGGGAGCUGGAGUCAGCUGUGGCUCGUCUCCAUGUGGGUGAGAAGACUGGCGUGGACAUGACAGAGGAGCAUGUCACCCUGAAGAGGAACUACCUGGCUCUGGCCGAGGCUCACGAGAGAGAGGUGGCCCAGAGUGAGCAGCUGGGCGCUGAGCUGCUGAGCCUGGCCCAGGCCCAGGACGUCCUGCGCAGGCAGCUGGACGAGCAGCAGCAGAGUGUGGCAGCCUCCACGCAGGGCCUACAUGGGGAGCUGGACCGAGUGAGGGCCCUCAUCAGCCGCAUGUCCCACAGCAGAGUCAAGCCUGAGGAUCUGGCAGUGUUGGACAAAGAGCAGAAAACUAUGGAGAGAAGUCUGCUUGGAAACCAAGAUGAGAUCAGGGACAUGCUGGAGAAGAUGAAGAACAGCUACGAGGAGCAGCAGAAGAGACUGGAGGAGCGAGUGGUGGCUAUGGGGAAGGAGCAGCAGGAGAACAACAGAGCGAUCCAUCAGAGCCAGCAGAAGCUCUCUGAGCAGAGCGCGGCCCUGCUGUGCUCGCAGAGCCAAGUGAAGGAGCUGGAGGAGGAAAACUCCAAGCUGCAGCUGCAAGUCAAAGAGCUGAGUGAGGAAUACCGGGCAAGGCUGGUGUGCUACUUACAGGACUUAGCUGAGUGCAUUGAUGGACGUGGACGAAGUGGGAAGGAAAAGGGCCCUUUGGCGGCAGGGGGGAUGAGGGCGUUUGUGGACAGCAUGCUCCAGGAUGUGCGCUCGUCCUACAGGGCCCGAGAGGAGCAGCUCGCCUCCGCCACUCGCUCCUACAAGAAGAGACUCCAGAGAACCACCAGAACUCAUCACGCCCUCCUCAUUGCAUACAGGGUUCAGAGGGAGCAGAUCUUGUCCAAACCGGACAGCGGUCUGGAUCCUGGACUCCCAGAAGGCCACUUCAGCCUGGACCCCAUUGAGCAGAGGGGUGAGGCAGACAGGGAGCUGCAGCGCCUUCGCCAGGACAAGGCGAGGCUGGAGGGCGAGCUGACAGCAGCCCGGGAGCAGGUGGCUCUUCACAAAAUGCCCAUUCAAACUCGCACCAAUCAGGAGCCUGCAAAAUCAGGGCAGAUAUCUGAGGAAUCGUGGCUGGACAUAAGGAAACAGCUGAGGGAGAUCACAACCUCUGCUCUGGAAGGCUCUGAGAAGGAGCGAGCCGUGCUCCUCAGCAGGGCAGCAGUGGCGGAGGCCCAGGUGUCUGAGCUGCAGGACUACGUCGACAACCACCUGAGCAGGUAUAAAGUGGAGAUCACACGUCUGCGCAGACUGCAGGGGCUGGAGGAGCCGGGCCGCUCCCAAAGCGCUGAAGCCUCUGUUCCCUUGUAA
Molecule: messenger RNA, 1692 nt
Organism: Myripristis murdjan (pinecone soldierfish)
Lineage: Eukaryota; Metazoa; Chordata; Actinopteri; Holocentriformes; Holocentridae
Gene: ccdc78
Product: coiled-coil domain containing 78
Exons: 14
Coding region: 1-1692 (563 amino acids)
Cellular component (GO): cytoplasm
Source: RefSeq, a predicted model, not a curated record